Molecule: messenger RNA, 2745 nt
Organism: Neohortaea acidophila
Lineage: Eukaryota; Fungi; Ascomycota; Dothideomycetes; Mycosphaerellales; Teratosphaeriaceae
Product: Dimethylglycine oxidase
Exons: 2
Coding region: 1-2745 (914 amino acids)
Cellular component (GO): mitochondrion
Molecular function (GO): oxidoreductase activity; protein binding
Source: RefSeq, a predicted model, not a curated record
AUGGGCUCAAUAGGUACACCGGCGCCUCGCGUCGUCAUCAUCGGCGCCGGGAUCGUCGGCACCAAUGUCGCAGACGAAUUGAUCCAGCGCGGAUGGACGAAUAUCACCGUCGUGGAGCAGGGGCCUUUGGACCUGCCAGGCGGUUCUACAUCGCAUGCUCCCGGCCUUGUAUUCCAGACCAAUCCUUCCAAGACGAUGACGACCUUUGCAAAGUACACAGUAGAGAAGUUGUUGGGAUUAGAUUGCUUCAGCCAGGUCGGUGGUUUGGAAGUCGCAACAACCCCGGAGCGACUUGAGGAGAUCAAGCGAAAGCAUGGCUACGCACAGUCAUGGGGAGUCGAGUCCUCGUUGAUCAGCCCGCAAGAAUGCGUUGACCUCUACCCGCAUUUGAACAAGGACCGAAUCCUGGGUGGCUUCCACAUCCCGAGCGACGGUCUUGCUCUCGCAGCUCGUGCCACCCAGCUCUUGAUCGAACGUACACGACAAGCAGGCGUAACGUAUCUCGACCGGACAACAGUCACCGGUAUCGAGCGGGCCGGCGGGCGUGUCACGGGUGUAACGACCAAUACUCACGGCUCCCUUCCCGCCGACAUCGUAUGCUCCUGUGCGGGAUUCUGGGGCGUGGAAAUCGGUGCUAUGAUUGAUUUGAAAGUCCCACUACUCCCGCUUGCCCACCAAUACGUCAAGACCUCGCCAGUGCCCGCCUUUGCUGGAAAGAAUGCUCAGCCCAACGGUGCACAUCUUCCGAUCCUUCGCCACCAGGAUCAAGAUCUCUAUUACCGAGAGCAUGGAGACAGGGUUGGCAUUGGCUACUAUGGCCACAAGCCUAUGCCCGUCGUUGCAUCGACUCUACCUGUACUCGGGCAUACCGACGAUAAGAACAUGCCAUCUCGGCUUGACUUUACCGCUGAAGACUUUGCACCUGCAUGGGCGGAAUCACAGGCUCUUAUUCCCGCUUUGAAAGAAGCGGAAAUCGAGGACGGUUUCAACGGAAUCUUCUCGUUCACCCCAGAUGGAGGCACUCUUCUCGGAGAAGCUCCGAAUGUCGAUGGUUUCUGGGUGGCCGAGGCCGUCUGGGUCACGCACUCCUCCGGCGUCGCGCGUGCUCUCGCCGAGCUCCUUACGACCGCAAGAUCAUCCGUGGAUCUCGCGGACUGUGCCCUCUCUCGAUUCGAAGACGUCCAACUCACCCAAUCAUACAUCCACGAAACGUCGAAGCAGAAUUUCGUCGAAGUCUACGACAUCCUGCACCCGCUCGAGCAGAAGAUAUCGCCGCGCAACGUGCGUGUCAGCCCAUUCUACGCACGCCAGCUCGAGCAAGGCGCCGUCUUUUUGGAGGGCGGGGCAUGGGAGCGACCGCACUGGUAUGAAAGCAACAAGUCUCUCCUACAAGAGCUUCCCAAAGAGUGGACACCGCCGGCGAGGGAUGCCUGGUCCGCCAAAUACUGGAGCCCGAUUGCGGCCGUCGAAGCGUGGAAGACGCGAACUUCCGUCGCGGUAUACGACAUGACCCCCUUACGCCGAUUCGAGGUCAGCGGACCGGGUGCCGUGGACUUGCUUUCCAGGCUGUGUACGGGCACGGUCUCGCGCAAAGCUGGUGCAGUCACAUAUACCCUACUUCUCGACGAGGCGGGAGGUGUGAAGAGCGACAUCACCGUCGCGCGCGUCGAGGAGGAGCUGUUCCAAACGGGUGUCAACGGUCCCGUCGACCUCGUUUACUUCCAAGCCGAAGCUCGCAAGCAGAGGAAGAUCAACCCCGACAAAUGGAUUCACAUUCGCGACAUCACCGGCGGAACAUGCUGUAUCGGUCUCUGGGGCCCAUACGCCUACAACGUCGUCAGCGCGCUAAGCUCCGACGACUUCACCAACAAGGGCAUCACUUACUUCCGUCUGAAGAAAGCCAGCAUCGCCGGAGUACCGGUGGUAGCCAUGCGUCUUUCCUACGUCGGCGAGCCCGGCUGGGAAAUCUACACCACUGCUGAUAAUGGUCUGCGGUUGUGGGACGCCAUUUGGAAAGCGGGCGAGCAAUACGGCAUCAUCGCCGGUGGCCGCAGCGCGUUCAAUUCCCUUCGUCUCGAAAAAGGAUACCGCUCCUGGGGCACCGAUAUGACGACGGAGCACGAUCCCUUCGAGGCAGGCGUGGGCUUCGCGGUGAAGUUGGACAAGAAAGGCGGCUUCAUCGGCCAGCGCGCGCUAGAAAGCAAGUCGCAGCAGGAGCCGUCUCGACGACUCCGAUGCCUUACUAUCGACGAUGGCAAAUCGGUGGUCCUCGGCAAAGAGCCUGUAUUCCAUAACGGCAAGGCAAAGGGGUACGUCACGAGCGCCGCGUACGGCUAUUCGAUCGGCAAGCCCAUUGCCUACGCCUGGCUGCCUAGCGAUGUCGCCGAGGGCGAUGCGGUGGAGAUUGAAUACUUCUCCCGCAGGGUCAAGGCUACGGUCACCCCGGAACCGAUCUUUGAUCCGAAGAUGGAUCGAUUGAGGGGCGACUUUAUCACUUCGCAGUCAAAGCCGGCGGCGCAAGCUAAUGGCCAUGCUAACGGCGAUGGCGUGGUGAAGAAAGUCAUCAAUAAGGCUGAGGAGGUUGCGGGCAAGAUUACUUCCAAGGUGAAUGGCACCCCGAAUGGCACCGCGAAUGGUACCCCGAAUGGCAUCGCGAACGGCGAUGCGCAUUACGUUAAUGGCUUCUCGACGAAGACGGAACAGUCGCUGCGGAACGGCACGGAGGCUACUGUGACGGCCGGAUGA